AUGGCUGAUUCCUUUUAUUUGUUUGGUUACAGAGACUUUUCGUUUGAUACAAUGACAGGUGUGGUAAAGCCGAUAACGAUAGAGAAAGAGUUUGAGAAGAAUCCUGACAUAUCACCAGAUGAUAUAAAGAAGCUAAGAGAAUGGUUAAAGACGCAACCUCACCUUCCAGGGGAACACUUGACAGAUGUAGACCUAUUGGUAGUGUAUCACUGUUGCGACAAGAGCCAGGAGGUGUCCAAACAAGUACUGGACUUGCACUUCACACUCAGGACGAUGUUCACCCAAUUUUUCAAAGACAGAUGUUUUGACAAAAAAGCUGAGUUUACUCUUAAUACAGUUUUAUGUGCUCCACUUCCAACACCGACGUUGCAAGGACACAGAGCCGCAUACUUCCGUCUCUUAGAUCCCGAUCCACGAAACUUCAACCUCACGGAGGUAGCAAGAGCAGCCAUGAUGGUUCUUGACCUGUGGCAGUACGAGGAGGGGACCUUCACUGGAUUUGUAAUCAUCAUAGACAUGGACCAAUCAGUGUUGAGCCACGUCACCAGAUUAGACCUUAUGAUUGUGAAAAAAGUUCUUUACUUUUUACAGGAGUGCAUGUUCACAAAAAUUGCUGGUAUUCAUUUCAUGAAUGCCCCAAACUUCGUGGAAAAAUUGAUGAUGCUGCUGAAACCAUUUCUGACAAAAAAACUGAUAGACAUGAUCCAUAUUCAUCAAACGGGAUCAACCACACUCUACAACACGAUACCCAAGGAUGCCCUUCCGAAAGAAGAAGGUGGAAAAUAUAAAGACCACGUAACUUUAAGAGACGAGGUCAUUCAGCGCCUCCAGGCCAAUUCAGCCUUCAUUAAGACAGACAACAAGCGUCGUGUCAACGAGUCUCUUCGGCCAGGACCUUGUCCUGUGGCGGAAGAGUUUGGGAUGCAGGGGAGCUUCAAGACGUUGGAUAUUGAUUAA
Arctia plantaginis is the source of this 957-nucleotide messenger RNA. NCBI's taxonomy places the organism in Eukaryota, Metazoa, Arthropoda, Insecta, Lepidoptera, Erebidae. The record is from the annotation of a GenBank genome assembly.